Messenger RNA from Prorocentrum cordatum, 381 nucleotides. The record is from the annotation of a GenBank genome assembly. NCBI's taxonomy places the organism in Eukaryota, Dinophyceae, Prorocentrales, Prorocentraceae.
AUGGCUUCGAUAGCGUCGGCGACCUCGCUCUCGGCAGUUGCCGUCUUGUGUGUCCUCAGGGUUGCCGGGGCUGACUUGCCUAUUCACCCCCGCCGUCUGAAUGGCCAGCCCGAAGGGGAACGCUCGUGGAUGCUUGCACUUGAGAACGAUGCUACGGACGAGGAGGUGCAGCUCCUUAGUCGGGAAUUGCAGGAUGGGCAGCACACCGAUCCAGACAAGGGCGAGCUGCUCUUUGUGUGGGGGCGCACGACGGUGAUCGGCCUCCGGGCGCUGCUGGAGAAGUUCCCGGGGCGAGUGAGGUUUGCCAAGGAGGACCUUCUUGAGAGGAAGGCCUUGGAACCCACCCACGCCAUGGACAGGCGAAUGUUGCAGCGGACCUAA